CGCUCUCAACCUCUGGUUCUCUCCUCUCUCGUCCAGAAACGAAAACCCGUCAAAAAUCGAAGAAUCCUAGCCUUUUCUUUCGAAAUCGACGAGGGAGAUGGGAAAGACGGCUUCUCUUAUUCUAUCCCUCGAUCUGCCUACCCUCUCCUUCUGAUGAAACUCGAACGAAAUCCCCAGGAAAGUGACGACAAGCAGAAAUCCCUUUGUAGACCACAAAACGAAGAUGAUCCGGAAGGUCCUCACGUCGGCGGGGGAGAGGGGGCGGCGAGCCUUGCCGCCGGCGACAAAGACUCCGGCACCGAUUUUGUAUUGGGUGGUUGUCUGAACCAACUUUUGUGUUGGCAAUUCGGUGUUGGUUCUUUGGAGGAGGUGGCCGAAUUCCUCCUUUUGAGAUGGCAGUCAUUUCUGCUACUCUACUACUCUACUACUCUGAUGCUCGGCGGUUCUGCUGUUCUUGUAGAUAAGAUAAGGAUGAUGGGUUUGGUUGACCGGGUCGGCCAGAGCUGACCCGGUCGACCCGAGUUGACUGGCUCGACCAGAGUUGACCCGGGUUGACCAGAGUUAAUUGGGCUGAGAUAUGGGCCUGGAUUGUGUUUAUGGUUUGAGAAUUGGGCUGCUGGUGUGGGUUUGUUUCUGAUAGUUUUUUUUUUUAAUGUAUAAUUACUAAGUGUAUCUUAAAAGUUAAUAAAUUGUAAUUUGUAGUUGCACAUUUAUUUAUUUAUUUAUGUUAUUGCUUUUAGAAUGAGAUGAUCCUUGUAUGUAUUGCUCAAAAAUUCAAUUGAUCCUUCCAACCCA
Messenger RNA from Linum tenue, 795 nucleotides. NCBI's taxonomy places the organism in Eukaryota, Viridiplantae, Streptophyta, Magnoliopsida, Malpighiales, Linaceae. The record is from the annotation of a GenBank genome assembly.